AUGGCAACAUCUCCUACAUCCUCUAAUUCAAUUCCUCCAUCAGGGCAAACUGCUUCAAGUGGCAGUGCUGGUCAAUUCGAUAUUGACAAUACACUAUUUGUUAGCAAAGAUGUCUCUUUGUCCUUGAGUCCUGAGUCCUUGAUUAUCAAAGGCGCCGAAACAGCAAAAAAGCCCGAGAAAGGAGCAAAAUCAGCCGGUGCCCGUCGUUCCGUAACACUGGAUGCAUCUGCCUACUCAGAACCUGUUGGGUCAUCAACUCUAAGGGCAAUACCUUUACGUCAGAUCCUUUGGGCUGAAAUAACUGAGACUGGACUCAUCAUAAAUUACGCAAAGGAGAUUUCAAAAACUGUUCUUCAACCAGCUGUACUGAAGUAUGUUAUUGAAGAAGAGCGAGACCGAGUGGAAGCAUGGGUUUCUAGGCUCAAAGAUCGCGCAUAUGGCAAAUCCCAGCAACAGAAACGAGUUAAAGUGAUAAUUAAUCCGAAGAGUGGAAAGGGACAAUCCGAGAAAAUCUAUGCAAAAGACGUGACGCCUAUCUUUGAUGCUGCUCAUCUAUCCAUCGAUGUGACGGCAACUAAAGCCUCAAGGGAGGCCAUUGAUAUCGUGGAAAAACUCGACAUAGAAGCUUAUGAUGUGAUAAUCUGUUGUUCUGGAGAUGGUCUUCCAUUCGAGGUUUUCAAUGGUCUUGGCAAACGUAAAGAUGCGAAGAGAGCUCUUUCGAAAUUGGCUAUCGCGCACAUACCUUGCGGAUCUGGAAAUGGAUUGCAUUGUAGUCUUCACGGUAAUAUAAGAUCUACCAGUAUUGCUGCUCUUUCAAUAGUUAAAGGUGUUCGUACUCCUCUGGAUUUGAUUUCGGUCACACAGGGUGAAGAGAGACAUCUAUCCUUUCUCUCGCAAGCACUUGGUAUCGUGGCUGAGUUUGACCUGGGAACAGAGCAUUUGCGAUGGAUGGGAGGAACUCGAUUCGUCUAUGGUUUUGUCAUGAAGUCUCUCCAAAAGAAAAUCUUCCCGUGUGACAUCGCGGUGAAGGUGGUUACGGACGAUAAAGAAGAUAUCAAGCGACGUUAUCGUGAAGCUAUGGAAAUUCGAAGCACUUCUGAAGAAUCAUUACGUGAAAAGAGUUCUUUGGAAGGCGGUUUACCCGAGUUGAAAUAUGGCAAUUCUAGCGACCCAUUACCUCAAGGGUGGGAAGUUGAGCAACAUGAUAAUUUGGGAAGUUUCUACUGUGGCAAUAUGUCUUGGAUGGGAGCAGAUGUAGAUUACUUUCCAGCUGCACUUCCAAAUGAUGGUUGUAUGGAUAUGGUAACCAUUGAUUAUUCAAAUCUCAGUCGACUUCAAGCACUUCAACUUAUGCCGGCUGUCGAGAAUGGGAAAUUUUUCGGCCUACCAUAUGUCAAUUAUCGCAAAGUCGAAGCAUACCGCAUCACUCCAAAGAACCAGUCAGAUGGUUACAUAUCAAUAGAUGGAGAGCGAGUUCCAUUUGGACCAUUCCAAGCCGAAGUUCAUCGAGGACUAGGAACGGUCCUUUCAGUAUCAGGAUAUAGAUAUGAAACUUCUGGACCUAAAUAG
Molecule: messenger RNA, 1569 nt
Organism: Botrytis byssoidea
Lineage: Eukaryota; Fungi; Ascomycota; Leotiomycetes; Helotiales; Sclerotiniaceae
Exons: 3
Coding region: 1-1569 (522 amino acids)
Biological process (GO): sphingosine biosynthetic process
Cellular component (GO): membrane; intracellular membrane-bounded organelle; cytoplasm
Source: RefSeq, a predicted model, not a curated record